GACGUGGCCAAGGAACGUCCCAACGUCUCGUUUCAGCAGACCGGGGCGAUUCAAACAGGGCUAACCGGCUUUGUUCGUAGCUUAGUUCAGAGAGUCUUUCAUUUCAACGAGCCUCUCUACAAGUUUGACACCAUCAUGUCUGGGAAAACCAAGAACCGGAGCGCCGCGAACGCAGAGUCGAUAACCGGCGGUGUGUCCUGCGAUGAGCGCAUCUUGCGGGAUUGUCAUCAACUGUACACGGAUCCGGACAGUGGGCUGAUCUCGGUAGCCGAAUCUGUUAAUGUGAAGUUGCUGCCGCCCAGGAAAAAGAUCACUGUGAUGCUGAUGGGCAACCACUCUGCUGGGAAAAGCUCCUUCAUCAACUGGUAUGUGGAAGAGCAUAUCCAGCGCACUGGAGUGGCUAUUGAGACCCAAGGCUUCAACUUCAUUACAAGUGGGCGCAAGAGAGAAUCUCUCACAGGAAACGCAACCCUUCAUCUAUAUCCACACUUCAAGCCUCUGCAAGAGUUCAAAGGGGUUUCGGAGUACUUGAGCACAGAGAUCUGCACGUCACGUCAGAAACGGUUCAGCCUGGUGACAUUUGUGGAUUCUCCGGGGUUGGUGGACGGUGACAUGAAGUAUCCGUUUGACGUGGACGAGGUUAUCAUGUGGCUGGGCGAUCUCUGUGACCUGGUUCUGGUCUUCUUCGACCCCAUGGGUCAGGCUCUGUGCAAGCGCUCCCUCAACAUCGUGGAGCGUAUGAACGAGAAACAUGGAGAUCGGCUGCGAUUCUACCUGAGCAAGGCAGACGAGGCCGGGGGGGAGUCGGACAGACAGAGAGUAAUGAUGCAGAUUGUCCAGGAGCUCUGCAAGCGACCGGGACUCAACAAAUGUGGUUUUGACAUGCCCACUAUCUACAUUCCUAACCCAAAUAAGCCAAGUCGCUGUGUAAACCAGAUCGAGGAGGUCUGUCGCACCAUCGAGAAAACCAUCAACCAAACGGUCCAGAACACACUGAACUCCCUGGAGAAGGACUGUGAGCUCAUCAGCGAGGCCAUCACUGACACGCUCGGUAACGACAGGCACACCAGUGCUAUGAACCGGCGGGCGCGCUGUAAGAGCUGCCUCCUCACUCUGCUGGGCUUCACCAUCCCUCUGGCUCUGAUGGCGUUGCUGGUGCUGGGCAUUCUGUCCCAGGAGCUGCUGGAGGUGGCUCUGGGCCGCGAGGGCACAGAGACGCUCUCCCUCUACCUGUCUCCGGUGGUCAAAGUGUUUGACUCGCUGUCUGUGGAGCAGCGUCUUUACGGCUGUGGAGGAAUGGUCCUGCUCUCCUUCCUCCUGCUCAUCAUCGCCCGCUUCGCCUUCAGGACUCGACCGACUCUUUCAGGCAAACAGAAAAGACAACUGCAGGAGAAGCUGGAGUACAUUCAGGAGGUGGUCAAGAGCAAGAAGAAAAAGCUGUAUGAAGAAUACCUUCGGCAGAGUGUCAGCGAUCACGACAUGGACUUGUAAAGACGGACGGAGACGGAGACGACGAUUCAGCAUCCCGACACCGACGCUGGAUCAAAUGAAAUAGAAGCUUUGCCGAGGUUUCACUCCGGCCGUCGUGUACCUCCGACCCCUCGAUGCUGCGUCUCGUUGUGCGGAUGUAAAUAAUAAGCACAUGGUACGCUCGUAGAAACCCAUCACAGAUCUGGUGCUCUGGAUAAUGUAAAGCCCCGUUUACCUUUUUAGAUGUUGCCUCUGUGAACACACUAACUGCAUAAUAGUUUGGAAAUGAGCUCUUGUUACUGAUUACUUGUUGUGAGCAUUUCUAUACAUGUAUUUCGUGCCUCUGCUCCAGUCAAAAUAAUUCAGGCUCAUACCACUCUAACAUGUUUAAAACAUUUGCAAACUAUUUAUAACGUUCCUUUAUGAGUCACUUUGAAUACAU
Messenger RNA from Anarrhichthys ocellatus (wolf-eel), 1912 nucleotides. RefSeq lists its product as uncharacterized. Gene Ontology annotation, molecular function: GTPase activity. Lineage: Eukaryota; Metazoa; Chordata; Actinopteri; Perciformes; Anarhichadidae. The transcript has 12 exons. The record is from RefSeq and is a predicted model, not a curated record. The coding region runs from base 136 to 1491 and encodes 451 amino acids.